This is a messenger RNA of Papaver somniferum (opium poppy), 1984 nucleotides long. RefSeq names its product serine--tRNA ligase, chloroplastic/mitochondrial-like. Gene Ontology annotation, molecular function: ATP binding; serine-tRNA ligase activity; tRNA binding. The record is from RefSeq and is a predicted model, not a curated record. The coding region runs from base 188 to 1750 and encodes 520 amino acids. Gene Ontology annotation, cellular component: mitochondrion. Gene Ontology annotation, biological process: mitochondrial seryl-tRNA aminoacylation. Lineage: Eukaryota; Viridiplantae; Streptophyta; Magnoliopsida; Ranunculales; Papaveraceae. The transcript is spliced from 9 exons.
CAUGCUCAGUCUGAGCUGGGCUCAUCAUGAAUCAUACUGUGUUGGCUCGGAGGAAAAUCUCGACUAGGUAAGGAGAUAAAAUAAAAUUUGUUUUCUGCCUCUCUCACAGUCCCACCCUUACAGAGUCCUACGGCUAAAUCUUUCGCUCUAGUCUAUACUCUGCUCCAAAAUCUUGAAGGUUGCAUUCAUGGCUUUCUCGUAUACUUGUUUAGGAGGUGCAACACUUAGAACCCUAAAAUUUUCGUCAUGUUCUUCAAUUUUAAGACCUACUUUACCUCUUCUAUCUCCAUCACCCAAAACCCUAACUUUACAUUCUCUUCAUCACUUGACCAAAAAUCAUAGAUACCCUCCUUUUCUUACUAGAGCGGUUUCAGUUCCAGCCGGUCAAACUCUAGACGAGAAAGAAACUGCCAAACCUUAUCAAUGGAAAGCUACAAUUGAUUUCAAAUGGAUUCGUGAUAAUAAAGAUGCAGUUGCUUCCAAUAUUAAGAGUCGAAAUUCGGUUGCUGAUUUGGACCUUGUUCUUGAUUUGUACGAGAGAUCACUCAAUCUUCAAAAGGAAGUUCAACGGCUCCGAGGGGAAAGAAAUGUUGUUGCUAAUAAAAUGAAAGGGAAAUUAGAACCGUCAGAACGCCAGGAACUCAUACAAGAAGGAAAAAUUCUGAAGGAAGGACUUUUGACAUCGGAAGAAGAUCUUCUUAAACUUACAGAGAAGCUUCAGAAGGAAGCACAAUGUAUACCAAAUAUGGCACAUCCAGAUGUUCCUAUAGGAGGAGAAGAUUGUUCCAGACUAAGAAAAACGGUUGGUAGUCCACGCCAGUUUGACUUUCCUGUUAAAGAUCAUGUACAACUUGGGAAAGAGCUAGAUUUGUUUGAUUUUGACGCAGCCUCUGAGGUCAGCGGGUCAAAAUUUUACUAUCUAAAGAAUGAAGCAGUAAUGCUGGAGAUGGGCCUGACAAACUGGGCGAUUGCUGAAACCAUGAAAAGGGGUUUUACACCUCUAACUACCCCAGAGAUUGUACGCUCGUCUCUUGUCGAAAAAUGUGGCUUCCAACCUCGUGGAUCAAAUACGCAGGUUUAUUCCAUUGAGGACAGUGAUCAAUGCCUUAUCGGAACUGCAGAGAUUCCAGUUGGAGGUAUUCAUAUGGAUUCCAUUCUUGCGGAUUCUCAGUUACCCUUAAAAUAUAUUGCCUACUCACAUUGCUUCCGCACUGAGGCUGGUGCUGCUGGUUCUGCCACGAGGGGUCUUUAUCGGGUGCAUCAAUUCAGCAAGGUAGAGAUGUUCAUCUUGUGCCGACCAGAGGACAGUGAUUCCUUUCACCAAGAGCUUAUUGAAAUUGAGGAGGACCUUUUCUCGUCACUUGGGCUUCAUUUCAAGACCUUGGAUAUGGCAACAGGGGACUUGGGCGCACCUGCCUAUCGCAAAUUUGAUGUUGAGGCGUGGAUGCCAGGUCUAGGACGCUAUGGCGAGAUUUCGAGUGCGUCCAACUGUACAGACUAUCAAAGCCGGCGUUUGGGUAUCCGAUUUCGACCUUCAACAGAACAAACCUCAUCAAACUCUAAGAAGGGUAAGGCUAAUGUAGGCACAACCCAAUUUGUACACACACUUAAUGCUACAGCAUGUGCAGUUCCAAGGAUGAUAGUAUGUUUAUUAGAAAAUUUCCAGCAAGAAGAUGGCUCUGUAGUGAUUCCUGAACCACUAAGACCCUUCAUGGGUGGGCUCGACCAAAUCAGACGGAAAGGACAGUGAGGUUGAUUGUUUUAUUAGUUGAAAUCUUAUUCAGGGUACAAUUCUGGCAUCCUCCAAAAGUCGGGAGUGAAAUUCUUUCUAGUCUCACUUUUUUUGAGCUGAGGCUUUGAGUUCGAUCAUUUACCUUUUCUUUAUUUAUUUUACUUUUUCUUCUUUUUGCUCAAAAAAUGAUAAAUUAUACUUUCAUUAAUGGAAAAUGAAAAAUCUAGGAAAAGCAUAGAGGAAAUUUCCAGA